This is a messenger RNA of Toxoplasma gondii ME49, 577 nucleotides long. RefSeq lists its product as hypothetical. NCBI's taxonomy places the organism in Eukaryota, Apicomplexa, Conoidasida, Eucoccidiorida, Sarcocystidae. The record is from RefSeq and is a predicted model, not a curated record. The transcript is spliced from 2 exons. Bases 1 to 216 code for a protein of 71 amino acids.
AUGGAGGUCUAUUCUUUCGUUUGUUUUUUUCAAGGCGAAGAACAACCCUGUCUCAUUUCCAACGAGACGGGUCACCUACUGGUGCCGCUUCCCUCCAAAGUCGAUGGUGAAGAGAGAUGCAUCUCCGUGCGUAAGGCGAAGAAGGUCGAGGCGGACUGCUGUGUUCCUCGCAUACACGCUGGAGCGCUUGAGGCAGUUGCGCAACCUUCGGACUGAGAGGCUCAAACAGGUCGGAAACAAUUGCGAGAACACCGCUCAUUUUUUCUGCCUUCGCCUCUGCCUCGGUCUUGCCUUCUGGAAUCUCCUGAAACACAAAAUCAAAAGCGAAAAAGAAAGUCAGAAAAGCAGACAACACUCCGUCUUCAGUUCCUGUGGGGGUGUGAAGCUCGCGAACGAGUUUGCGGCCAAGCUGCUGUCGAGAGACAUUCGAAAACAAAUACCCAUUCAAACGCAGUCUUGUGUCCACGCACACCCACCUGCAUCUGUGAUGCAGCGCUCUCUUUUCCGGAGACAAAAGAGAGAUAAAGACAGGCAGCCGGAAAAGAGGGGGAACACAAGAAAAAGAAUUCUGUGUCUC